UAUUGAAAUUAGAAAAAAAAGAAAAGAACUUUAUUGUGAAAACGGGUGAGGGAAAUAAUUUUACCAGCAGAGCAAUUGUUAUUGCCUCUGGGGCCGUGGAAAAAGAAUUGGGAAUUGAGGGUGAAAAAAAAUUCACUAAUUUGGGGGUUUCUUAUUGUGCCAUUUGCGAUGGGUUUCUUUUUCGGAACCAAGAAGUAGCAGUAGUGGGCGGCGGUUAUUCAGCUUUGGAAACGGCUUUGUAUAUGAGUAAUGUAGCAAAAAAGGUUUAUUUUAUUCACCGCCGCUCGGAAUUUCGGGCCGAGCCGGAAAUAGUAAUCCAGGCUCAAAACAAUCUAAAAAUAAUCUUUCUUUUGAAUUCCGUUUUGACCGAAAUUCAGGGGAGUGAAGCAGUAGAAAAAGUAUUAGUUAGUAAUUUAGCAAAUAAUGAAAAAAGCGAGUUAUUAGUUAAGGCGGUUUUUCCCUGUAUCGGCCUUGCUCCGUUCAGCAGUUUCGCUCAUGAAUUAGGUGUUUGCGACCAAGAAAAUUAUAUCGCCAUUAAAGAUGAUUGUUCGACAGCAGUUUCAGGUUUGUUUGCUGCCGGAGACGUAGCUCGCCCAACUCCCAACAAAAUCAAGCAAAUUGUGACGGCCGUUGCCGAGGGAGCCAUUGCCGCCCAAUCAGAUUUUGUUGUUUUAGAAAAUAUUUUUUCUAAAUUAAAAGGUAAAACAGUCUUAGUAAUUGACCAUCAUUAUGAGAUAUUUAAGUAUGUUGAUUAUAUUUACCAGUUCACUGGUGAGAAAUUAAUUCGCAUGAAUAAGAAAGAGUUUUUGGCAGACUUUGAUUUAACUUAUUUCGAAAAUUUUACCAAUUUGGAAUCUCUAAGUAUUACUGCCACAUCUUUUUCUGGUUCUCUAAAGCCUUUACAAAAAUUAUCUAAGUUAAAGGGAUUAUGUAUUGAAGGAACUGAUAUAAGCAGUGGAUUAGCGUUUUUGCCAAACAGCGUUGAUCAAUUGAGAUGCGAUAGUGUAACUUUUGCUAAUCCUAUUAAUUCUAAUCCUCAAGCCGCUAAAAUUAGAAAAUUACUUGUUCCUUAUGAAUACAACAUUAAAAAUUGGAGAAAAGACAAGGAAAUAUGGCAAAGAAAAGGAUUCAUAGAAAUAGGUAAUGAUUGGGAUAGAGAAUAUGUAGAAGCUGCCAAAACUGGCGAAGAUGAUCUAAUGAUGAUUGGUGGUUCUAGUGUACUAAUUGAACUUUUACGAGAAAGUAAUAAAUUAUUCGCCAAAGAUGGUUAUGGCGAACUUGAUUUAAAAAACUUUAUAAACUUAAAAAAAAUUAAUUGCCAAAAUAACCAAUUAACUAAUCUCCGUUUGAAAGAUUGGAAAAAUCUACUGGAGUUUAACUGUGCUAACAACAAAUUUGUUAAUUUAGAUUUUUUAAAUUCUGCCACUAACUUAGAGAAAUUAGAUAUACAAAAUACUCAGGAACUCUCUCACCAAGGUCUAAAAGUUUUCUCUCGAUUUAAAAAUUUAAAACACUUAAAUGUUAGCCAAUGUCCUUUUGGAGGAAGUUUAAAGCCUUUACAGAGCAUAAAUGAAUUAGAAACAUUAGAUAUUACUGGUACUGAUAUUAGCGAAGGUUUAGAAUACUUGCCGGAGAGUUGUGAAAAACUUUACUGUAAUAGUGAUGACGAAAAAUCAGUCAAAAUUAUAGAAAUAAUGGACAAGAGCAAUUGUGCAGAAUAUGAAGAUAAGGAUGGAAAGGAUGUUAAAUAUUACAAUCUCAAUAAAUGGAGAGCUGACCAAGCCAACAACGCUACUGCUUCCGCUAUUCCUCUUGAAAGACUCUUUGUCAUUCGUAGCAAUCUCCAACAACUCUUAAAAAAAUGGGGUAGCGAAGAUAAAGAUAAUAAGACUAAAUUGGAGAAACUAAGAUCCCCGGAACAGUUUGGUAAAUUUAAUUAUCUAACAGGAGUAGAAUAUGCUUCUACCGCUACCACAGUAGUAGGAGGUGCUUUAACUUUAUUAGAUUUUUCCACUACUGGGGGAGUGAUUACCUUAACGGCUCCUUUAAUUGAAGACUUCAAAAAGGAUGCGGAUGGUUUUUUAGAUAAUUAUAAUGCAUUAAGAGGGAUAAUGAAGCAAGUGGAGAUAGCCUUGAAAAAUUUGAAAAAAGCAGUUAACACAUUCCUAAAAGAAUAUGACAAAGACGGCAAUGGAGAAAUAGAUAUUGAGGAAUUAACUGACAAAAGAAAAAAAUUCGCUAAUGAAUUAGGCAAAGUAAAAGGCAUUAUUAAGGCUAUACAAAAUUUAGAAGAUAAAAUAAUCCAAAAAUUAUUUCUUAAUUCCAAAAAAAUUGCCUUCUUACUAAAAGGAAAAAAAAAUAAUCAAGUCUUAGUUGUUAAUAGCCAUUUGGUUGAAUACAAAGAAGAUGGAGAAAAGAAAGUUUCUGAUGUAGAAAUAGUCAAAAAUCCCUGCCAAAAAAUUCUUUCAGGUCAGAUAAGAGAAGGAGUCAAAGAGUUUAAUUCUCAGGGAGAAGCAAUUGAGAAAUAUUUAGAAAUAAUAGAAAUUAAAUUAGAUGAAGAACAACGGGAACAGAUCAGAGAAAGAGUUCAACAAGACAUUGAAGACGAGAAAAAUGAUAAAAUACCAGAAGAAGCGUCAAAAAAAAUCCAAGGAAGACUGAACAAAUUAUUAGAAAAAAAAUUAUUAGAGAAAGAGAAGAACGAAUUACAAAAAAGUGAUCGGACUGAGCAACAAAAAGAAAUUAAAAAAAGUAAAGGUAAAUCCAAAGAAGUCAUUUCGGAGUUAACUAACGACCAAAAAAUCCAAGGCUUCAAAUAUGAAGGAUAUGACAGUUAUCUCUGCCCUUAUCACGCUUCCCAAAUAGAGGAUAUGUUAAGAAGACAAAGACAGGAUAGAAAUAGACCCCAAGACGAAUAUGAACAAUAUCCUGGCUGUAUUUUUGGCAAAAGAAAUAAAAAAACGAAAGAAUGUAAUGAGAGUUUUGUCGCUUUUAUCCAAAAAAAUGUCAAUACUGCGGAAGAAGAAGAGGAAUUAGAGAGACUUAAUCAGAAAGCAAAAAAACAUGAUGAAGAAAUAAAAGAACUCGAAAAAGAUUUAAAAGAGACUGACCGGGAUGAAAUUGCUGAUUUAUCUUCUGAUAAAAAAAGACUUUGCUGUGAAUAUCAGAAAAAUAUCGAGGAAAAAGAAAGAAUUUUGAAAGAUAAGAAUAAUUAUUCUCCUUUUUCUAAUAAUAAUUCUUCUGAUACAUCAUGA
Messenger RNA from Racocetra fulgida, 3254 nucleotides. NCBI's taxonomy places the organism in Eukaryota, Fungi, Glomeromycota, Glomeromycetes, Diversisporales, Gigasporaceae. The record is from the annotation of a GenBank genome assembly.